CGCCGCGAUGUGAUUGUGUACUCUCUACUUCCCUCUUUGCCGCUGCUGCUGGUGGGGAAGCUAGUUGCGUACGGCCGCCCCUACUUCUCCUCCGCUGCUUCUAGAUGCGUAUAGUUCGGAGCGAAAACCGCAGGGCGGCGCUAGCUUACGACUGCAUAUCGCACGGCACGCUUUCGCCCAUGCUCAUCGGCGAUCUCUCCUCUAAUCUCUGGUGGGGGAAGGACAGUCAGUCCACCUCUUUAUCUUACACCGUGCCUUAAAGUGACACUCCGUUAUGUCAUAAUUUCAAAUCCUUAUUUAUAAAAACAAAAAACAGUAUUACAUUAGACUUAUAUAUUUCUAACCGUUCUCUAACUGUCUAAAUGUACUCCAACUGUAAUUUGAAGAAAGAUUUUAUAAUACAUUGAAUAUUUACAAGUUAUGUGUACACAGAAAAAAUAAGAUAUUCCAUUAUAGAACUUACAUAUUUUUAAUGUUUAUAAGUGUUAUUUAGCUAGUAAUAAAAAAAAAGAUAAACAAUUAAAUAAUAUUUGAUUGUAAUAAUAAAUAAUUUCAUAUAAUUUAUAGCAUAAUUAAAUAUGUAUGAUAAUAUGAAUAAUGAUCAAGUAUUGUUUGCUACUGGAGCAUAUGAUCAUACUAUAAAGAUUUGGCAAGCUCACACUGGAGUUUGUCAACGUACUCUACAGCAUACAGAUUCACAAGUCAAUGCUUUAGCAGUAACUCCAAAUAAACAUGUGAUUGCUGCAGCUGGCUAUCAACAUAUUAGAAUGUAUGAUUUAAAUUCUAGUAAUUUAAAUCCUAUUAUAAACUAUGAAGGAGUUUCAAGAAAUGUUAGUGGACUUGGUUUUCAGGAAGAUGGAAAAUGGAUGUUUACUGGCGGUGAAGAUUGUUCAGCACGAAUUUGGGACUUACGAUCCAACAGUUUUCAAUGUCAACGCAUAUUUCAAGUUUCAGCACCAGUAAAUUCCGUUUUUCUGCAUCCUAAUCAAGCAGAAUUGAUAGUUGGUGAUCAAAGUGGAGUAAUACACUUAUGGGAUCUCCGAUCUGACCACAAUGAACAGUUGAUUCCUGAACCAGAAGCAUCAAUACAAGAUAUUGCUAUAAAUAGUGACGGAACACAUAUGGCUGCUGUUAAUAACAAAGGUCAUUGCUUUAUUUGGUCACUUAAUGGUGGUAUUGGAGAUGAACCAACUAAACUAAGUCCUCGCCAUAAACUUAAUGCACACAAAGGAUAUACAUUAAAAUGCAAAUUUAGUCCAGACUCCACGCUUCUUGUAACAACUUCUUCUGAUGAAACUGCGAAGAUAUGGAAAACAGCAGACUUUUCUGAGGUUCAAACAUUAUGUCAUGAUGUAAAAAGAUGGGUGUGGGACGUCGCAUUUACUGCAGAUUCACAGUUUAUAUUUACAGGUUCAUCAGAUGGUGUUGCAAGGCUGUGGAAUAUCGGAACUGGUACGAUUAAAAGAGAAUAUCAAGGUCAUCAAAAGGUUAUAUCUGCUCUUGCAUUCAAAGAUGGAAAUAUAUCUUUCUAGAAUAUGAUGGUAUUUCUUCUUCAUUUAUGUACCUUUCACAAAUAAAAUUUGUCUUAUAUAAAAAUAA
This is a messenger RNA of Nasonia vitripennis (jewel wasp), 1599 nucleotides long. It is a transcript of the gene Lst8, whose product is annotated as target of rapamycin complex subunit lst8. Gene Ontology annotation, cellular component: TORC2 complex; TORC1 complex. Gene Ontology annotation, biological process: regulation of actin cytoskeleton organization; TOR signaling. The record is from RefSeq and is a predicted model, not a curated record. Gene Ontology annotation, molecular function: protein binding. The transcript has 7 exons. Lineage: Eukaryota; Metazoa; Arthropoda; Insecta; Hymenoptera; Pteromalidae. The coding region runs from base 579 to 1532 and encodes 317 amino acids.